Molecule: messenger RNA, 1466 nt
Organism: Vespula vulgaris
Lineage: Eukaryota; Metazoa; Arthropoda; Insecta; Hymenoptera; Vespidae
Exons: 3
Coding region: 375-1460 (361 amino acids)
Biological process (GO): protein autoubiquitination; proteasome-mediated ubiquitin-dependent protein catabolic process; protein polyubiquitination
Cellular component (GO): nucleus; cytosol; ubiquitin ligase complex
Molecular function (GO): cyclin binding; ubiquitin conjugating enzyme binding; ubiquitin protein ligase activity
Source: RefSeq, a predicted model, not a curated record
AUGCAGAUAUAAAUGUAACAAGAUAUCUUUCCCUUAAACUUCUUUGUCAGUUUUCAAAUAAUUCGCUCAUAAAAUGGCGGGCAGAAGAAGUUCACCGAUUGGUGAACAUUUUUCUGAUUAAGCUUAAGUUUGACGAUUUUCGAAAUAAGAUUAAAUGGAAAGAAAAAACUGAAGAUCAUGGUGAUCAAAUUGAAAAUGAUUUCUAAUUUAAGAAGUGUUCACAUACACGUGGAGAUUUAUUGAAGAAGCCUUCGAAAGGAAGAAAGUGUAUUAAAAUUAAAAGUAAUAUAAACACAAUACGGAUAUUUAAUAUACAAUAAUGUCCAUAUAAAUGUUUCUCAUACAAAUUAUUAAAUACGAUAAUUUUAUAAAACAUGGAAUUGAUUACAAUAGAAUUAAGACCCCGUCUUCGAUCUUGUACAGUUUUUCUAUUUAUGCAAAGAUCUAUAAGCUUAGAUAAAGUACAAAUUAAACUCUUGGAAGCAAGUAUCGUGUUGUUAAUAGGGGAAAAUGUAACAUCUAUCAUAUUACCAAAUAUAAAAAUUGUACCAACGUCAUUGUCUUCCUUGAGUGUAGUAGAUAGAUGGGUGUGUUUUCGUUUACAUACACAGCCAUCAGAUUCAGAAUUUGGAUCAUUUCAAAGAGAAGUUAUCACAGAUUCAAAAGCACAAUUUAAUAUCUUAAAAAGUAAGAGAAAGAUAAUUAAAAAUUCUAAAUGUACAAUAAUGUGUAUGUGUUGUAAGAAUGUAUUUUGUCAUGAGCUUUAUUUUCAAAGAGUUUUACCAUUUCCUAAUAUUGACUUUGACCCAUCUGAAUGGUUCUGUAGCAAAAAUGAUAUAGAUUUCGCAUCAUUAUUACAUCCAAAUAAAUUAGAUCUUUUUUAUGGCCCAUAUUUUUCAAUAAUAAAUAGCAAUAUUUUUUACAAUUACAAAAAAAACAAAAAAGACAUUCUAUGUAACAGAUGUUUGUUAAAUGUAGGACUUGAGGAUAAAGGUAAUUCGUUUAAGAUUUGGGAUUGUUGCAUUGAUUAUAAAUUGGAGACAGAUGAAAUAAUUAUUGAAGAAGCAUCUAAUCCUCUUCAUGAUUUUAUAACAAUUAUUAAAAGUUUCAUUAGUAAUAAUACAUUUGGUGAAAUUAUUCUAGAAUGUUUAUUAGCUAAACAAUCGCAUUAUAUAGUAAUUAAACCAAUGGAUAUGCGGUUAGGUAUACUUACAGAAGGAAAUGUAAAAUGCAACAAUGACAAGAUUAAUCUAAAAGAAACUUUUGUUAUUAAAGUAUUGUACAAAUAUGGAACAGACAAAAUGAUUUUACCUAAAGAUUGUAUCAAUGCAAAAAAUUAUGAAGUAAGUUUAUCUAUAAUUGAAGCUGGAUUUAAUUACUUAUUAUUAUCAACAAAACGAUUUCCAAAAGAUUAUAAAACCAUUGAGGAUUAUUAUAUUGGUUAUAUAAAUAUAGAAUAAACUAAU